AUGCCUUCAGUAGCUAGACUUGCCCGACAAUCGCCGAUCCUGCAGCAUAUCCGCCUCGCAACCACGAGCUCGUCCUCACCUGGCUCCACUGCUAUACGUACCCGUCGCGUCACAGUCACGAAUGACACAGGCGCCGUACCAUGGAAGGAACUCAAAAUGGGCGAGAAAGCUGCCCGAGCAACUCAGCAGUCAUUCAACUUCGGCCUCAUCAUGCUUGGCAUUACAUUGACAGGCGCAGUCGGCUACGUGCUAUGGCUCGAAGUCUUCAGCACGGACAGCAAGACCGCCAUCUUCAAUCGAGCAGCUGACCAAGUGCGAAAGGACCCACGAUGUAUCGAACUCUUAGCGGGGACUGAGGGUCUACACACAAAACGAGAGAUCAAAGCCUAUGGUGAGCCGAGCUGGAGCAGGUGGGCCAGGAACAGGACGAUCGCGAGCAGAAAUGAGACGGAUAGAGCGGGUGUGGAGCACAUGCACAUGCAUUUCUAUGUCGAGGGGCCGGCGGCAAAGGGGACGGUGCAGGUGCAUAUGUUGAGGAUGCCAGGACAGAAGGACUUUGAGUAUAAGAUGUUGGCUGUGGAUGUGCCGGGGCAAAAGAGAUAUUUCCUGGAGGGUGGCGAUGGCAUUAUCGGUGGGCAGAGGAGUCAGGGAAGAAUGUUUGGGGUGAGGUGGAAUUGA
Messenger RNA from Recurvomyces mirabilis, 678 nucleotides. It is a transcript of the gene TIM21, whose product is annotated as mitochondrial import inner membrane translocase subunit tim21. Gene Ontology annotation, cellular component: TIM23 mitochondrial import inner membrane translocase complex. Bases 1 to 678 code for a protein of 225 amino acids. The record is from RefSeq and is a predicted model, not a curated record. The transcript has a single exon. NCBI's taxonomy places the organism in Eukaryota, Fungi, Ascomycota, Dothideomycetes, Mycosphaerellales, Teratosphaeriaceae. Gene Ontology annotation, biological process: protein import into mitochondrial matrix.